Molecule: messenger RNA, 939 nt
Organism: Dama dama (fallow deer)
Lineage: Eukaryota; Metazoa; Chordata; Mammalia; Artiodactyla; Cervidae
Gene: FKBP1B
Product: FKBP prolyl isomerase 1B
Exons: 4
Coding region: 133-459 (108 amino acids)
Biological process (GO): regulation of cardiac muscle contraction by regulation of the release of sequestered calcium ion
Cellular component (GO): sarcoplasmic reticulum membrane
Molecular function (GO): peptidyl-prolyl cis-trans isomerase activity
Source: RefSeq, a predicted model, not a curated record
UCCAGCCGCACCUCCUCCGACUCUGCAGUGGCGGCGGGGAGGCGAGCCGGAGCGCCAGCGGACCAGGGCCGGAGCCGAGCCGGGGUCGGGGCAGCAGCGGGGACCCUCGGAGGCGGGGCCAGUGGGACCGCGAUGGGCGUGGAGAUCGAGACCAUCUCCCCCGGAGACGGAAGGACAUUCCCCAAGAAGGGCCAGACGUGUGUGGUGCACUACACAGGAAUGCUUCAAAAUGGCAAGAAAUUCGAUUCAUCCAGAGACAGAAACAAGCCUUUCAAGUUCAGGAUUGGCAAACAGGAAGUCAUCAAGGGUUUUGAAGAGGGCGCAGCCCAGAUGAGCUUGGGGCAGAGGGCGAAGCUGACCUGCACUCCCGAUGUGGCAUAUGGAGCCACAGGCCACCCCGGUGUCAUCCCUCCCAAUGCCACCCUCAUCUUUGACGUGGAGCUGCUCAACCUAGAGUGAAGGCAGGAAGGAACUGAAGGUGGCUGGAGAUGGCUGCUGCUCACCCUCCUAGCCUGCUCGGCCACUGGGACGGCUCCUCCUGCUCGGGGCUCUUGAUCAGUGCGCUAACCUCACUGCCCCAUGGCAUUAUCCAUUCUCUCUGCCCAAGUUGCUCUGUCUGUGUUCCGUCACUGUUCACGCUAAUCUUUGCUUGAGGAAACUUUGGUUGCAGAUUGAAAUGUUUCAGGUUGUGCAUUUUGCGUGAUGCAUGUAGUAGCCAUUCCUGAUCACAGAACAGAUUUCUUGUUCGCACAAUCUACACUGCCUUACUUUUACUUAAGCCAGACACACAAGGUGCUCAGACAUGAAAUGUACGUGCUGUACACAGAGGGACUUGAGCCAGUUACCUUUGCUGUCACUUUCUCUCUUGGAAGUUCUGCUGACUUAAACAAUGUCCUCUUUGGAAACGGUAUGUAAAAUAAAGGCUCUGUGCUUGACAAA